This is a messenger RNA of Aspergillus thermomutatus, 987 nucleotides long. RefSeq lists its product as uncharacterized. The record is from RefSeq and is a predicted model, not a curated record. The coding region runs from base 1 to 987 and encodes 328 amino acids. Lineage: Eukaryota; Fungi; Ascomycota; Eurotiomycetes; Eurotiales; Aspergillaceae. The transcript has a single exon.
AUGGCUUCCGACGGCCUCGACGCGGGUCCGCCUCCAAACUCAAGCCUCCUCGACCUCCCCUUCAACAUCCAAAAGCUCCGCGCACAAUUCUUCGCCCUCGACGCGCCGCUGACCAUGACCCUCUCCGAAUUCCACGCCUCCUGGCGCUUCCUCGACAACAUGUACGUGAAGAACCAGACCCGCCGCACGGAAACCCGUAUUACCGAAUACUACUGGUGCCGACUCUGGCGGAAAACAGCCCAUCAGUCGCGGGUCGCGCCCGAGGAGCGCAAGCGCAAGCGGACGAUCCGCGAGGCGGUCGGGUGUCCCUGCCGCGUGAAAGCGGUCACCGAGGGUGCCAUGAUUACGUUUUCCCGUCUCGCGGGCGGACACAACCACGAGUACUCCGCGCUGGAGUACAAGGUGACCUCGGGGGUGCGGGAGCUGGCAGCCAAAGAGGUGAGCAAGGGGUACAAGCCGAGUGAGAUUGCGCAGAUCUUGAAGAGCAAAGGGAACGGGAACGCGGAGACCCUGCUGGCGGCUGGUGGGAGCGGGUUGAAACUGAAAGAUAUCCGCAAUGCGAUGCAGUCGCGGCGACGGUCGAUGCCGCCGGAGCGCCAGAGGCCGGAAACGGCGAUGGAUGAGCGGGAGGCUAGGGCGGCGGCGUUGCGGGGGGAGCGGAUCCGCGAGGUCCUGGAUAACUUGCAUCGGAAAUACCAUGAGCUGGAGACGUUGACGGCCCAGUGGCCUGCGCAGGCGCGGGACCAAGCGAUAGAUAGUUGGACCCGGGAGCUGGAUGAGCGGACGCGGGUGCUGCGGCGGGAGUCACUGGACCAGGCCAUGGAUCGGGUACGGCCCCCGUUCCAGAGGGCCUUGAUAGUGGUCCAGCCUACAAUGGGAGGGCAAACUCCGACUGCAGCACCUCAAUCCGGCCCGGUUGAUCCUGCUGGCACCGUAGGCCCCGUAGGUCCAGUAGGGAAUCGCGUAGAAGAGGAAACCGCGGAGUAA